This is a messenger RNA of Carassius gibelio (silver crucian carp), 1361 nucleotides long. RefSeq lists its product as uncharacterized. The record is from RefSeq and is a predicted model, not a curated record. NCBI's taxonomy places the organism in Eukaryota, Metazoa, Chordata, Actinopteri, Cypriniformes, Cyprinidae. The coding region runs from base 173 to 991 and encodes 272 amino acids. The transcript is spliced from 3 exons.
GUCUUGGUGCUUAGUAAAGCUUUUUGCUGUUUUAUAAUACAACUGAAUUGGUCGUGGGCAGAGUGUACUGCACUGCCCCAUUGUCCAGGCUGAAAUACCUGCCGCUUUUUGCAGAUUUCUCAAACCAGGAGUAACUUCAACUAAAGAGGCAGUGUUUGAUCACAAAACAGUGAUGGCCAGUGCCGUGUACGUGGAGGAACUGUGUGACUAUGAGGAGACCGAGAGCCCAAGCCCAAGCCCAAGCCCAGGUUCAGUAGACCCCAAUACAUUAAUUAUAUGUCAAACUCAGCACUACAACCCCCCCAGACCCCAGAACUUCCGCAACCCAAGACCAGAAUCUGACUUUCAAGUGACCUCUUCGUUCAGCCAAAAAGACAACAAUAAGGUUCUGCAUAAGGAGAAAACGUACCACAACAACCCCCCCAGACCCCAGAACUUCCGCAAGAGCCCAAGACCAGAAUCUGACUUUAAAGUGACCUCUUCAUUCAGCCAAAAAGACAACAAUAAGGUUCUGCAUAAGGAGAAAACUUACCACAACAACCCUCCCAGACCCCAGGCCGCUUUUUCUCCUCCGCUCCCCCGAAUAGAUGAUGUAAUCAAGUUCUGCUGUAAGAUAUCAGAGAAUACCCAGAUUGAAGUGGCUUUAAAAAAAUCUAGAAGUGGAGCUGCUGUUGCUGGGGGAGGGGCUUUUUUAGGAGGGCUACUUGGAGGUCCACCCGGUAUAUUUAUUGGUGGUACUUUGGGAAGUGCUCUGGGAUGGUGGAUGACUAAAGACCAAUUCCGUCCUCUUCAUCAGAUCAUAAUGGAGAUGUCUCUUGAACAGAAAGAGAAACUGUACUCUGAGAUCAUUAACAAUCUGGGAUGGGAUAACGUGUCUGAACUUAUUUUGUCAGUGAUAAGUAAUCCCUCUCUAAAGAAGAAAGUACUUGAUAUUUUAGAGUCUUUUGCCAAAGAGCAGCUCAGAGCCAAAGUGAAGUGUGGAAAAAAAUAGCAUCUUAUAAUUUCACCUGGGGGCUUUCAUAAAACAAGUUUACCAAAUAAGCCAGGUUUAUAUAAUUUAGUCUUUAGUUUAUCGUAUGUUUUGUUUCAAAAUAAGUCAGACUAACUGAAAUACACCUGGCUUAUUUGGUAAGCUUUGUUUGUUUUUUGUUUUAUGGAAAAAGCCCCCUGCUUAGUCUAGUUUGACUAUCUGAAGAGCUUUUUAGGUUUUGUUUCAAAAAAAAGAAAAAAAAAAAGAAAAGUGAAUUACUUUAUUUUUCUUUAUUAUAAACACUUAUAGCAGCCCUUCAGGAUCCAAAAAAGGAGCAGUUUUGAUGGUUGUCUUUGAUUUAUUUACUCGAAUAAACUUAAUUACUGAAGUA